This is a messenger RNA of Aspergillus luchuensis, 297 nucleotides long. RefSeq lists its product as uncharacterized. The record is from RefSeq and is a predicted model, not a curated record. Bases 1 to 297 code for a protein of 98 amino acids. The transcript has 2 exons. Lineage: Eukaryota; Fungi; Ascomycota; Eurotiomycetes; Eurotiales; Aspergillaceae.
AUGGGUGCCUACGCUCCCGUCACCAUCCAGACAUCUCUUGUUGAUGCGUCAUUCCCAGCGUUAGCCCUAAAAGCGACUUCUUCCAUGGCAGCCGUCAGUAUAUCGAUGACAACCCGUUCUGGUCGGUCUUCCAGGAAGCAGCCUCUAAGAUUGCCUAUCAUUGCCCCCAAGAGUUGUCUGGUGAGCCCCAGCGCCGGCUUGGACCCUCCGACGCCCAAGAAGGUUUCGGUCCGCCAGCACCGACUGCACUGCGCUUCCCACCCCGUUCCCGAACUGGUUGCUGGACGUGUAGAGUGA